This is a messenger RNA of Candoia aspera, 1297 nucleotides long. It is a transcript of the gene TXN2, whose product is annotated as thioredoxin 2. Gene Ontology annotation, molecular function: protein-disulfide reductase activity. The transcript is spliced from 4 exons. Gene Ontology annotation, cellular component: mitochondrion. The coding region runs from base 147 to 671 and encodes 174 amino acids. Gene Ontology annotation, biological process: cell redox homeostasis. Lineage: Eukaryota; Metazoa; Chordata; Lepidosauria; Squamata; Candoiidae. The record is from RefSeq and is a predicted model, not a curated record.
UGUCAAGAGCUUCCUUUCAGCAGCCAAUCACCACGAGAGGAUUUAUGGCUGUAUUUUAAAGCAGCAUCUCUUGGUCCAAUCAGCUGCAAGAGAAUAGUUCAGACUUUUGGUUCCGUAGUGUGAUCGUGUGGGGCUCUCCGGGGGGUAUGAAGAUGGCCCAAAACCUCUUCAGAUCGUUCUUGUCUAUUCCGGUCAAGCGUCUCAUGCCGUUGCUUCGUCCCCAACCCUCAUUGCUUCUGUACAGGGUUUCAGCUCUGCCGUGCAGGAUCCCCUUGUGUACUUCCUUUCCUUCUCCUGCCAUGCCCACGCAGACUAGGACAUUUUCUACUACUCAGGUCUUUCAGCAUACUUUUAAUGUCCAGGAUGAAAAUGACUUCCAAGACAGAGUUUUGAAAAGUCAAAAACCAGUGGUGAUAGAUUUCCAUGCCCAAUGGUGCGGUCCCUGCAAAAUCCUGGGUCCCAGACUAGAAAAAGUGGUGGCCAAGCAUGGGGGGAAGAUUCUGAUGGCAAAAGUGGACAUUGAUGAUCACACUGAUCUUGCCCUUGAAUAUGAGGUGUCAGCUGUACCCACUGUCAUAGCCAUGAAGAAUGGGGAUGUGGUGGAUAAGUUUGUGGGAAUCAAAGAUGAAGAUCAGCUAGAAGCCUUCCUCAAAAAACUCAUUGGGCCCUGAGCAGCGACAGUUGUGUUCCACGAGCCAAGACUUUUUCCAUUUGUCCUUUUUAUUAAAAAAAAAUACAUGUUUCCUUAGAGGGGAAUGAGGGGAAAUAUUUAUAGUUGGACUAGUGUCUGGUUUUUGAAGAGAGUAGAUGAUGUGUGCUUCCCCCUUCUUCUUGGGGGAGUGGUGCUAGUAGUUCCUAAUGUGGUGGAAAGGCUGAUUGCUCUGUGAUAGAGAAAGAAUAGAGGCUGCUGCCUGCUAGCAGAUGCCCAAUGUCAAGAAAGUCUUCCGAAUGUAGCAGCCUCUUCCUGAUGGACUUUCUCAUAUACAGUAUAUUGGAGAAACUUCCCUCUCCUGUCCAGUGUAAAGCCAGUGUGGUUAAAUAUUGCUGCUUGUGAUGGCAGUCACUCUGCUUCAUUUCUGCAGCUUUCCUCCUGUCUAGUGGUAGCUUAAAAUCAUCUGCAGCUUUUAGUUGUAGCCUCAGUGCCUCCCCUGCUGUACAUCAAUUAAAUGGAGAAAAAUAUUAAUCGAUCGGAGCCUUUUUUUUUUAGUACAUCUGUAAUAAAGAUAGCUUUAAUUACUCCGUUUUCCUUUGGUAUAGAAUCCCCCUUCUUCAGAAAAAUUAAAGUUGUUCAACAUCA